AUGAACAUGCUGGAGCGCCUCCUCGAGAAUACCGAGAUCGAUGCGCGGGACGUCGAGACGGACCAGACCCUGCUCGAGUACGCGUGUCAGACAGGGAACCUCGGCCUCGCGAAGCUGUGCUAUCGCCGCGGUGCCAACCUCUCCGCCAAGACCUCGAAGGGCGACACGGCCUUCAACAUUGUGACCAAAAACAGGCGGUUCGACUUGAUGGAGUUCUUGCACACCUACGGUGUGAAGAUUAACUCUCGCAACAGCCAGGGAAGGACCGCCCUCCAUACCGCAGUGGGGGACGACAACGUGGACGGGAUCUGCCGCCUAUUGGAGUGGGGCGCGGAUGUGAACAUCCGCGACUACAAGAAGCGCACCCCCAUCCAUCUCGCCGCGGCGGGAGGCAACGUGAACGCCACGAUGCUGCUCCUCGAGUUCGGAGCUGACAUGAACGCCAAGGACGACAGGGAGUACACAGCGGUCGCACACGCCGAGGCCAACAACCAUUUCGCCCUUAUGGAUCGCCUCGUUCAGCUGGGCGGCAAGGGGCAUGGUCUGCACCAAAACAAGAGCAACGCCCCAGGGGGAUACAGAUCCCACAAGGGGAUGGGCGAGCUGAACGUCUCCUCAGGGAUGCUCAAGAGCUCAUCUUUGGGGCGAAUCGGGAAGAUCACUGUGUCCGGCAUGCCGGGGCCGAUCGAGCCCGGGACCCGGUAA
This is a messenger RNA of Prorocentrum cordatum, 705 nucleotides long. NCBI's taxonomy places the organism in Eukaryota, Dinophyceae, Prorocentrales, Prorocentraceae. The record is from the annotation of a GenBank genome assembly.